UUAUAGUUUCCCAGAAGUAAAGAUAAGCUAUGCUGAGGAGGGGACCCAGGAGUCACUUGCAGCCCAGAGUCUUAUCUCUUUAAUGGAUGACAAUGAAGUUCAAGCACCUUUAGGGCCCACAGGGAAUGAAAAAGACGGGGAGCAGGAUUCAGACAGCGAUGCUGCAGAGGCUGACCCUGGAUCCAGGUCAGACAGUUUGGAAGGCAUCCCUGAGAUGGUUGAGGCAGAGAGCAAUACCUCUUUGAUGGGAAACGAGGAAGAUAACGAAGAAGAUAAGGAAGCCCCCUUAGGAGCCGCAGGGAAAGAAACAGACGGGGAGAAGGAUUAUGAUGAAGCACCACCAGCAGGAGCCACAGAGGAAGAAAAAGAUGGGGAGAAGAUGAAUAAGGAAGGCCCAGUCAAUUCACAGGAGUCAGACAGCGAAACCUGUCCCAUGGAGGCUAACAGUAAUCCUGGCCAUGGUUCAGACAGAACCCCAGAACCUCAGGGGACCUUUGAUGAGGAGCGUAGUAAUCAGGUGUUUGACGUGGACAAACUUAACUCUUUGUCGACAAAUGAGGACUUGCACUGUCUGUGCAAAAAGUUUCCCCGUUUCUCCCUAGGAGUGAAGAACUACACAGCUAACAUAAUUGCGAGUAGGCAUUUAGGGCUCAUGAUAGAGCAUUUCUUGCACUCACCUGAAACGGUCUGCACUGAGCUCAUGUAUGCGGUGUUGGCUUCAUCCCACUGCAACUUAGAUAUCUCUUUAGCUUGCUUCAUGAAGCAAGUGAAUGGAGGCUGGCUGAUGCAGGAGAGUGAGGAAAAGCUUUUGGCCAAGGUGAAGGCGAUUAGAGGGAUUGAGGCUAUCGUGAGACACCUCAGUGAUACCGAGAGUCUAAAUGCUUGGCUUCCAUAUCACUUCACUACGCUGGCGAACGUUUUGGUCAGCCAUUUUCAGCCCAAGAAGGAGGGGACCACCAGGAAAUUCAAAACGUACUUGGUCCCAGGGGAAGUCAUUGAUAUCUUUGCAAUCCUACUUCAGAGGCUAAACUUAGUGUACCAGAUCAAUUCCAAGUUCUGCCCCAGAUGAGCGCCCUGCCUUCCAUCGCGGACCGAAAGAGCGUCGCUUCCAUCUGCGCCGUGGCUCCGCCCAAAGGACCCAAUCCACAGCCUGCAAGAGCCCUACUAUGUCUGCCGAGGUUUGAGAGGCCACCUCCUUCCUUCCUUAGAACUGCCUCCGGUGAAGACAAGGAUGCCGUCUGCCACUCGGACUUUGGGUGCGGACAUUUCCCGAUUCGGGGUGGGACAAUUCCAUCGGUUCCCUCCAGGGUUAAAAUGUCCCAUCCAGGUUGAGCUGCCUGUCCCGGGUUCCAGUAAUGGGACACAGCUCUGCAACAAUGAGAAAGAAGAGGUGAGCGCUAGCACCCAAAGCCAGGUCUGGAUGGAGCGCUGGGGCUUCAACUCCCAGAGUCCAGCCAGGUGCUUUGAGUGCUGGCUGGGUUCAAAUCCUUGCUCUGCCAAGAAAGCCAGAAGGAGGGAAGGAGGAAGAGAGGACUACAUCUCCCAGCAGCCCCUGCCCACCAUCAACUUCCUACCACUGCUGGUCAGUCGGCGAGGCUCCCCAAAGUGCCUGCUUCCUCC
Molecule: messenger RNA, 1620 nt
Organism: Sceloporus undulatus (fence lizard)
Lineage: Eukaryota; Metazoa; Chordata; Lepidosauria; Squamata; Phrynosomatidae
Exons: 13
Coding region: 83-1069 (328 amino acids)
Source: RefSeq, a predicted model, not a curated record